AUGACAGAUUUAAUCACUAGAAGUGAGUUAUUGAACUUCAAGAAAGAAUUGUUGCUCGAAUCCCAUGACUCUCAUCACCAGGUCAUCAAGCUAUCCAGGAUAGUCUUCAGGUUAGUAAAUCUAUUGAAUAUUCAUCUUGAAAACUCCCCAGCCUUUACAAAAGAACUCUUAUUUAUCAAAAAUCAAUUAGAAUUGGAUUUCUCAGAUCUGGGUUUGGGUAAUGUGCCUUUCAAAGGUGACCACAGAGUGCAACAGCAGCAGCCCAACCAGUCAGCGGCUAAUGAUGAUUACUUGAAUCAACUUAAUGAGCAGGUUUUGGGAAAUAUCAACGAUUUGAAUAAUAAUCUACAAAAUUUGGAGAAUUUAUUUAACGAAUCAAAUAUAAAAAGUGAUAGGAAUGAUAAACAACCUCCAAAUAUUAUUGAUGAUAUGUCAUUUGUGAAGGACCCAGAUAUCACUGGGGAUACCAAUAUUGAUAACCGCAAUUCAAGUAAUCUCAAUACCAAUAACAACAUCAAUGACAGUGUAGUAGAUGCUACCAAUCAAACUCGAAACCACGCACACGCUAGUCUUAGCAACAUUUUGAACUCAGAGCAAGGAAACUCCACUAAAAAUUUCAUAUUACAUCGUCCCUACUCCAAAUUUGACAAUCCAUUAGAGCCAUCGCUCGCUCCCAAAAAGAAUCUCAAUGAAGUUACGCCACUGUCCUCAAAUCCUAGUUUCGCCCAACUGAGCGCCAAUGACCAAUCUUCUGAGGCGUUUCGGUUUUCGUCUGAAAAGAUUGUUCCACUGGUGCCUAUCUCUAUUUCUGGUAUUGUUGAAGCCAAUGUUUUAAAUAGUGUUUCCUCGUCAAAUUUGGAGGAUAGUGGUUUUCCAACAGAAAAGUUGAGAAAACGAAAAUUGGAUGGAAAUCUCGAACAGCAUCAACAACAAAUCUCGGAAAAAUUCAUUUGCGAAGGUACAAGCUCUAUACAGUUACAGAGCAAGAAAUCUAAAAUCCUCAAGAAAGCAGCAGUUCCUCUUUAUAAUUUUGCCAGGCUCGAUACUGUCGCGGGGGUUUUAGAAGAAUAUUUCCAUGGACUCGAUGGCUAUCCAUCAAUAAAGGUUUUAGAAAAUCAAUAUAAUGCCAAAUGGCGCGGAGGAGCUAAACACUCAGUUUCCAAACAGUUCAGCAGACGACGAAACUUAUAUAAUGCCACUGACAGGGCGAUGAAUGAAGGUGGAUACUCAUUACAAGCGAUAGUUGACAUGUUGGAAAGAGCAAGGACUUUUGGAAACGGUGAGAAGGUCAAUAAGAAGAGUAUACAUUGGCUAGGUUGUAAUUUACCAAAGGAGUUGUUACAAUUCUUGAAUCAAGAUGAAUUGAAAAUUCAUAACAAUUCCCGAGAUCAUGAACAAUAUUAA
Saccharomycopsis crataegensis is the source of this 1404-nucleotide messenger RNA. Its product is annotated as transcription activator GCR1-like domain-containing protein. Gene Ontology annotation, molecular function: DNA-binding transcription factor activity, RNA polymerase II-specific; RNA polymerase II cis-regulatory region sequence-specific DNA binding. Gene Ontology annotation, biological process: positive regulation of ribosomal protein gene transcription by RNA polymerase II. The transcript has a single exon. The record is from RefSeq and is a predicted model, not a curated record. The coding region runs from base 1 to 1404 and encodes 467 amino acids. Lineage: Eukaryota; Fungi; Ascomycota; Saccharomycetes; Ascoideales; Saccharomycopsidaceae.